CACAGGGAAAGAUUUCGCUUCACCAUGCUACCUCUACUCUGCUUGGCCCUGGUGCUAAGCACACUGAUACCCUCGUAUGGAUUGCCGAACGGUGCUCCCACAUCGGUGUGUGACAAUAUGCUACCGUUUCACGGUGGUGGCAUCCCGCCACUUACCACCAAAUCACCGUUCACCAUCACACCCCAAUCGUCCGUAAUCGGUAACGGUCAAACGCUACGGCUCGACAUCGAAUCCUUCCCUGCCAACAUCGUGUUCAAGGGUUACAUGAUCCAGGCCCGGGCUGCCGAUCCACCGCACAACAUUGUCGGUCGCUUCGAAAACACAGAUUCGGCCGCGAUUAAGCUGAUCGACUGUCAGGCAGAAGGGGAUACGGCCACACACACCUCUACUAGCCCGAAACAGGAGCUGACGCUGGAAUGGACCGCUCCGGACAACUUUGUCGGCGAGGUGAUAUUCAACUCGACGAUCGCACAAGAUUACGACAAGUUUUGGGUGGGCCUUCCGUCGGAACGGGUGCGUGUGGUGGCUAGCUCCACCACGGUUGCUCCCGGCACGGUAUCCACUAAGCGUACGACGACAACCACUACCGUUCCACCGUACCGACCACCAGCAACAUCCGCACCAGUGGCAGGGGACCCGAUCUAUGACGCGUGUGGCCAGAGCAAGGGAUGCUUCGGAUUUCCGGAGGGUUGUGUCGAGAGUAAGAACUGUCGGGCGGUGGCUACGAUCGCGGUAAUGGGAGCACGAUACGUAUUCGAAAUGAAGGCGGGAUACAACAGUCCAGCCUACGUUGCCCUUGGCUUGUCCGAUGACGCCAAGAUGGGUGAAGAUUCUGUGAUCGAGUGCGUACCUGAACAAGGCACAGUGAACGCUUACGCUUCGUGGACCACCGUUGGACCGUACGGUUCUACGCGUCUAGGUGUUCCUCAAAACAUCUUCCAAGUGUUGGAAAAAUCAUACAAUGAUGGUGUGAUUUACUGUAAAGUGGAACGCGACGCUCUCAGCACGGUCAAGGGCAAGAAGUUUGAUCUUGUAAACGAUAAGUUCCAUCUGCUGAUUGCUGCUGGAUCGUCGGUGGAAUCUACCAACGUUAACUAUCACGACAUCGGUCGUCACGUGUCCGGCAUUCCACAGUCCCUCGCUGAGGUUGGACCGGUACAGGGAUCGUCCAAGUUGUUGCUGCGCCUUCACGGUGCCUUCAUGAUCACGGCUUGGAUCGGUACGGCUUCGCUCGGUAUCUUGCUCGCACGCUACUUCCGUCAGACGUGGGUUGGAAGUCAGAUGUGUGGCAAAGAUCAGUGGUUUGCAUGGCAUCGAUUCCUGAUGAUUGUCACGUGGGCUCUCACUGUGGCCGGUAUUGUGGUGAUCUUCGUUGAGAUUGGCGGUUGGUCGCAGGUUCGUAAUCCGCAUGCCAUUCUCGGUAUCGUCACGACCGUUCUGUGCUUCCUGCAACCGAUCGGUGCAUUCUUCCGGCCACAUCCCGGCUCAAGCAAGCGACCGAUCUUCAAUUGGCUUCACUGGUUGGGUGGCAAUUUGGCGCACGUGAUCGCGAUCGUUGCCAUCUUCUUUGCCGUCCAGCUGCAGAAGGCCGAACUGCCCGAAUGGAUGGACUUUAUUCUGGUCGCGUUCGUUGCGUUCCAUGUGUUUAUGCAUCUGAUCUUCUCCAUCGGUGGCUGCGUAAGCGAGCGAAGAAGUGGGCAGCGUGUGACGUCCUUCCCAAUGGCUGAUAUGACUCCGUCGCGAAAUUCCGUCAGCUCCAGCGAAAGAAAACAAGACGCUGCCUUCUCUGGCUUCCGUAAAUCGAUGCUGUUCCUGUACAUUCUGAUUGUGCUCGGUCUGGUCAUCGCGAUGGUAGUGAUCGUCGUUUUGGCACCAAUUGAAGCCGCUUACAACAGCAUCAAGGAUCAGAUCAUGAACUAAAAGAAGAAACAG
This is a messenger RNA of Anopheles maculipalpis, 1932 nucleotides long. Its product is annotated as putative ferric-chelate reductase 1 homolog. The transcript has 8 exons. Gene Ontology annotation, molecular function: oxidoreductase activity, acting on metal ions. Bases 25 to 1920 code for a protein of 631 amino acids. The record is from RefSeq and is a predicted model, not a curated record. NCBI's taxonomy places the organism in Eukaryota, Metazoa, Arthropoda, Insecta, Diptera, Culicidae.